Molecule: messenger RNA, 3831 nt
Organism: Cygnus olor (mute swan)
Lineage: Eukaryota; Metazoa; Chordata; Aves; Anseriformes; Anatidae
Gene: TNS2
Product: tensin 2
Exons: 28
Coding region: 63-3599 (1178 amino acids)
Biological process (GO): peptidyl-tyrosine dephosphorylation
Molecular function (GO): protein binding; protein tyrosine phosphatase activity
Source: RefSeq, a predicted model, not a curated record
UCCCCCCCCCCGCGUCCCCCCCGCCGGGAAGCCGCGGGCCCGCCCCACUCGGGACAGCCGCCAUGCAGCCGCGGGGCGCCGUGGGGUCGCUGCUGCGGGCUCUGAGCCGCCGCCACGGCCCCCCCUCGCCCGGGCCGGCCCCGCAGCCCCACAGCUUCCAGGAGAAAUCCUUCCGCAAGAAGCCGCGGCGCUGCGCCGCCUGCCACGAGGACGUCGGGGCGCAGGGGCUGCUCUGCACAGUGUGCAAGGUGGCCAGCCACAAGCGCUGCGAGGCCAAGGUGACAUCACCAUGCCAAGCCGCGCCCCCCCCCCGAGCUGGUAAGAACACGGCCCCAGUGCGCCGCAGCGAGCAUCUGGGCUCCACCAAGUCCCUGAGCAGCGCCCGGCAGCACAGCACCCUGCCCAGGAGCCUGAGCAUGGCGGCGGUGCUGGAGCGCGCGGCGGAGCUGGACCUGAGCUACGUGACCGAGCGGGUGCUGGCGCUCAGCUUCCCCCCGGCGCUGGACGAGCGGCGCCUCCGCGGGCACCUGCGCGACGUGGCCCAGAUGCUGCGCUCCAGGCACCGCGAGCGCUACGCCGUCUUCAACCUGUCUGAGAAGCGCCGUGACCUCGCCCGCCUGCACCCCAAGGUGCAGGACUUCGGGUGGCCGGACCUGCACGCGCCCCCCCUGGACAAGCUGUGCUCCAUCUGCAAGGCGCUGGAGGGGUGGCUGCGCGCCCACCCCCAGCACGUGGCCGUGCUGCACUGCAAGGGCAGUAAGGGCAAGAUGGGCGUCGUGGUGGCUGCCUACAUGCACUACAGCAAGGUGUCGGCCAGCGCCGACCAGGCCCUGGCCACGCUGUCCAUGCGCAAGUUCUGCGAGGAGAAGGUGGGGGCGGCGCUGCAGCCCUCCCAGCGCAGGUACAUCACUUACUUCAGCGGGCUGCUCUCGGGGCGCAUCCGGCUCAACAGCAGCCCCCAGUUCCUGCACCACGUCCUGCUGCCCCCCCUGCCCCCUGCCCAGCCCGGCGCCGGCUGCCAGCCCUUCCUGAAGAUCUACCAGUCCCUGCAGCUCGUCUAUACCUCGGGCGUGUACAGCACCCCUGGCCCCCAGAGCCUCUGCAUCAGCCUGGAGCCGGCCCUGCUGCUGAAGGGGGACGUGAUGGUGAAGUGCUACCAGCGGCGGGGGGGGGCCGGGCGCGAGGCCGUGUUCCGGGCCCAGUUCCACACCUGCACCCUGCAGGGCCCCCGCCUGCGCCUGCAAAAGGAGGAGCUGGACGAGGCCUGCAGGGACGAUCGCUUCCCCCCGGAGGCCAGCGUCGAGUUCGUCUUCUCCUCCGGCCCCGAGAGGGUGGAAGGCUGGGAGCCCCCCCCCAGCUCAGCGCCCACCACCGUGGAUUACGGCACCGCCGCCCCCGCCGUGCGCUGGGACUCCUACGAGGGCUUCAACCUGCGGCACGAGGACAGCGCCGAGGAGCUCUCGCACACGCGGGGGCCGCUGGACGGCAGCCCCUACGCCCGCGUGCAGAGGAAGGGGGCCCCCAGCCCCUGGGCACCCCCCGGGGGGGACGGCAGCGAGAGCCCCCCCCCAGGCGAGCCCUACGAAGCUGAGCCCCCCCCCGGCCGCCCCCCGCCCCCCACGGCCGCCGAGCGCCAGGAGCUGGAGCGGCUGCUGGGGGGCUUCGGGGUCGGGGGGCGCGAGAGCCCCCAGGAGCAGCCCCCCGGGAGGGCGCCCCACAGCACCCCGACACCACAGAGCGCCCCGACACCCCAUAGGGACCCGACACCCCAUAGGGACCCAGGGCCCUACAGCACCCCAACACCCCAUAGUGCUCUGACACCCCAUAGCACCCCAGGGCCCUAUAGCGACCCAGGGCCCUAUAGCACCUCACCAUCCCAUAGCGCUCUGAUAACCCAUGGCACCCCGACACCCCAUAGCGCCCUGGCACCCCACAGCGACCCAGGGCCCUAUAGCGCCCCGACACCCCAUAGCUCUCUGACACCCCAUGGCACCCCAGCACCCCGUAGCGCCCCAGCACCCUAUGGCGCAGCAGCCCCCCACAGCACCCCGGUCCCCUGCAGCGCCCCAGCACCCUGCGGCCCCCAGGCACCCUGCAGCGCGCUGUCACCCUACGGCACCCCGACACCCCACGGCUCCCCGGCAGCCUAUGGCACCCCGCCCCCCUAUGGCACCCCCACAACCUAUAGCCCCCCCGCAUCCUAUAGCCCCCCCCGCAUCCUAUACCUAGAGCGGCGGGGGGGGCCGGGGGGGUACGAGGUGCCGCGGGGGGGCGAGGGGGGGGCGGAGAAGCGGCGGGCGCAGCGCUCCCUGUCCGAGGGGGGGGCCCCCCCGCCCCCCCCGCCCCCCUGCCCCGGCUGCCCCCGCUGCGGCCACCCCCCGCCCCCCCCGGCCGCGCUGCCCCCCCGGCCCGGCCCCCCCGGGCUGGAGGCUCCGGAGGGCUUCGGGGUCCCGGGGGAGGAGCCGCCCCCGCCCGGAGAGCGCCGAAGCCCAGCCGAGGGAGGGCCCUGGCACAGCCCCCCCCGCGACGUCGCCCCCCCCGGGGCCCCCCCGCCGCCCGCAACCCCCCAGGGGCAGCCGGAGCCCACCCCCAGCAGCCCGGGGGGGUCCCCGACCCCCGCCUUCCCCCUGAGCACCGCCUACUACGAGCCCCCCCCGGCCCAGCAGCCCCCCCUGCCCGAGAAGCGCCCCCCCCAGCGGGGCGCGGGGGGCACCCAUGGGUGCCUCCCCCCGGAGCCGGACCCCCCCGCGGGCGCCACCUUCGCGCAGGACACCUCCAAGUUCUGGUACAAGCCGGGGCUGUCGCGGGAGCAAGCCGUGGCCCUGCUGAAGGGCCGGGAACCGGGCGCCUUCCUCAUCCGCGACAGCAGCUCCUUCCGCGGCGCCUACGGGCUGGCGCUCAGGGUGGCCGUGCCCCCCCCCGGCUGCGCCCCCCCCGCCAAGGGGGACCCCCAGGAGCAGCUGGUGCGCCACUUCCUCAUCGAGACGGGGCCACGGGGCGUCAAGAUCCGGGGGGGCCAGGAGGAGCCGCACUUCGGGAGCCUGCCUGCCCUGGUGCUGCAGCACUCUAUCACCCCCAUCUCCUUGCCCUGUGCCCUCCGCAUCCCCAGCAAAGACCUGCUGCAGGAGGGGUUGGGGUUGUCGGCGCCCCCCAACGUCAGCACGGCCGCGGAGCUGCUGCGGCAGGGAGCAGGGUGCUGCGUGCGCUUCCUGGGCUCGGUGGGCACCGAGUCGCUGACGGGGCCGCAGGCGGUGGCCAGGGCCACCAGCACCCUGCUGGCCGCCAGCCCCCCGCCCCCCGCCGGCACCGUGCACUUCAGGGCGGGGGCGCACGGCAUCACCCUCACCGACCGGCAGCGCAAGCUCUUCUUCCGCCGGCACUACCCCGUGGCCAGCGUCACCUUCUGCAGCAUCGACCCCCAGGGCCGCAGGUGGGCGAACGCAGACGGCACCACAUCCCGGAUCUUCGGCUUCGUGGCCAAGCAGCCGGGGGGGCCGUGCAACGCCUGCCACCUCUUCGCCGAGCUCGACCCCGAGCAGCCGGCGUCCGCCAUCGUCGCCUUCGUCACCAAGGUGAUGCUGGGCACCCAGCGCAAGUGAGCCCCCCAAAAUAAUGCCCCCCCCCGAAAAUAGUGCCCCCCCCGCCAAAAAAUAGCGCUCCCCAUCAACAGCCAGCUGGGGGAGAGGGGCUCCCCCCCCCCCUUCCCAUAACCAUGGGGGGGCACAGCCUAAUGGGGGAGCCCCAGCCCCAAGGGGGGGGCCCGGCCCCGCUGCCGUGGGGGGCCCGAAGCACAGAGUCUCUAUUUUUGUGUAAGAAAAGCUUCCAGCAGAC